AAACCCAACUUUAGCCAUUCUCUACUACUCAAUCGGUCUUGACGUUCGGUUCAUAUCAGAAAAGACCUCAACUGGUUUCAAACCCAAAAUGAAGGGGUUUCGUUCACAUAGCCAUAGGCUGCUUCUGCUGCCACUGGUUUCAGUGAUAGUAGUAGUAAGCACAACUCCUUUGUUUGCCGGAGCUCAGAGGGACCUGAAAGGAGAUCAGGACCACUACAACCACAGUCAGCCAUGGAGUGAUGAAAGACAAGUACCACCAUCGUAUUCUGAUGAUCAAUUGUUGACGCCGGUCCAGGUCCAGCAGGGGCAGCCAUACUCAUCACCCCAUUACGAGCAUCCACCUCAUCUCAAUUGUACUACGCCCUCUCACGGCCAGUCGCCACCUCAACGAGUGCAUCCUUCUCCAUCCCGUGGAUAUUAUCCUCCGCCACCCCAUGGCCAUGGAUACCCUCCUUCCCAUGGACAACCACCACCCAAUAACCAAGGGAGGCCUCCACCUUCUCAUGGGUAUCCACCACCUACCCAAGGACAAUCACCACCUUCUCAUGAUCACCAUCACCCACCUCCUUGGAGUAGGGGCCAACAUCCACCUCCAAAACCAAAACACAGACAGUCCCCGCCAUCUCAUGGCUAUCAACCACCACCUUCUGGGGGGCAGACUUCACCACCUACGUAUGUACAACCACCACCACACCACAAACAAUCUCCACCUUCUCAUGGGUAUCAAUCACCGCCGCAGCAUGGAAAGCCACCCCCUUGUUGUCGGGGAUAUUCGCCACCACCUCCUAGGAGGCACCAUCCACCACCCCAGCAUGGACAACCACCACCACAACACGAACAGCCUCCACCUUCUCAUGGGUACCCAUCACCACCACAGCAAGUAACGCUACCUCCCUCUCGAGGUUAUCCACCACCAUCUCCUAGGAGGCAUCAUCCACCACCUCAGCACGGACAACCACCAUCAUCCUAUAGGUAUCCACCACCUCCUAAUAAGGGGCACCAUCCACUACCACCAUAUGGACAUCAACCACCACCUUCCCAUGGGCAUCGAUCGCCACCACAACAUAGGCAAUUACCCCCCUCUCAGGGAUAUCCACCACCACCUUCUAAGACGCACCAUCCGGCGCCUAAGCAUGGGCAACCACCACCACCUUCUCACGGUCACGGGUAUCAACCACCAACUUCUGGACGGCAGCCUUCGCCACCUACGUACGGACGACCACCACACCAGAGGGGACAGGCUCCACCUUCGCAUGAGUAUUUGUCACCACCGCAACAUGGAAAGCCAUCCCCCUCUCAUGAUUGUCCACCGUCUGAGCAUGCACCACCAUCACCGCGAUAAAGAGAUGGACCACCACCUCAGCCUCAGGGGCGUCAUCCACCACCGCGCGCCAACUACGUAGCAAUAUUAGACUUCUUAGCUAACAAUGCAAGUGAAUCCAUCCUAUGUAUAAGUGUCAUCACCAUAAUUAAGUCACGUUGAUAUAACAAGUACGUAAUGUUAAUCCACCCUAUGUAUAAGCCAUCACCAUCCCAUUUCUCUCUUUGAUCACCCAUCACAAAUAUAAUAUUUUCUAGUUUUAAUUAGCUUUGCA
Messenger RNA from Nelumbo nucifera (sacred lotus), 1595 nucleotides. RefSeq lists its product as uncharacterized. NCBI's taxonomy places the organism in Eukaryota, Viridiplantae, Streptophyta, Magnoliopsida, Proteales, Nelumbonaceae. The record is from RefSeq and is a predicted model, not a curated record.